AUGCCAUCCGAGCAGAGAGAAAACUUGGAUAACAACCUCCCAAAGAUCAACCGCCUCAUAACCACCCACGACGACAAAGGCAAAGCAGUCUUCGCUUCCGAUGUCAAAGAUGAGCUACCUUUCGAGGAACUACCGGAUGGAGCUCGUUUCUGCCUUGGCUACGCGACGAACUCAGUUCCCGCCGAUCUCAAUGACGAUCAAGACGUCCGCACCUAUGAGAAAUACCUUGACAACAAGCCUGGAGUGAUGAUCCCUAAUGGCACGGUUUGUCGCGUCGUGGACAUGCGCCCUGGUGCUACAAGCCCCAUGCACAGGACAGUGAGCUUGGACUAUGGUGUUGUGCUGGAAGGCCAGGUUGUUCUGGUUCUGGAUAGUGGUGAGGAGAGGCUUCUACAAAGAGGCGAUAUCGCGGUGCAAAGGGGAACGAACCAUGCUUGGAGAAACAAUAGCAGCAAGGAUUGGGCAAGGAUGCUUUAUGUUCUGCACGAGGCCGAGCCUAUUUGUAUCGGGGGAAAGGAGUUGGAUGAAGAUUAUGGAGGUAUUCCUGGAGUCAAGCCAUCAAAGGGAACACAUGUACUUGGAUUCGUAGCAGCAGCCUAG
This is a messenger RNA of Aureobasidium pullulans EXF-150, 600 nucleotides long. RefSeq lists its product as uncharacterized. The record is from RefSeq and is a predicted model, not a curated record. NCBI's taxonomy places the organism in Eukaryota, Fungi, Ascomycota, Dothideomycetes, Dothideales, Saccotheciaceae. Bases 1 to 600 code for a protein of 199 amino acids. The transcript has a single exon.